UUGAACUCGAAACUCGCUCGCUGAGCGAAUCAAAACGACAUGGCCGAGUGGCCCGAGUCUCACUCCCAGGCCGAGUCCGAGUCACCGAGUUCUGUCGGCCCGAUUUUGGAUCUCCUUCUCUCAGUCGGUUACGCCGAGGCCCGAAAACCCGAUAUUUCUGCCUCCGACAAGCUGUCCGGUGGCCUUGCCUGGUGCAUCGCUGCCCUCAACGACGUCGUUCGCGAUGGAAUCCUAAUACGCCGGGAGGAAAUUGAGGUUGAAAAGCGCAUUGAAGAAGGUCUAAGAUUGAUCGGUUGCCCACACCUUCUUGAAGCUUCUCAAGUUGAAAGCCUAGACUGCAAAGCCAUUUUCCCUGUUGUGCAGUGGCUUGUUAAUCGUAUUCGGACCGUACAAGAUCAUAUCGGCGAUGAUGAGAAUCAACCAGAGGUCAAUGUUAUGAACGAACUCAAACUUUUACGAGAGAGAAUAGAAAAGGAGGGUGCUAAUAUUGCCUUGCAGAAAUUGACGUCACUUAUGGAGUCGUUAAAGGUGUGCUGUCUUUCUGAUCUAAGCCAUCACAAGAACUGGGCUCCAUGUGCAGUUCUGCCACAAACUGCAAAGAAGCCUGGUCCCCAAUUCCCAUUAGACUGCUCCUCUCUCUCUCUCUCUCUCUGUGUCUCUGAUCUGGAAAGGCAAGAAUCUGAGUUCCAAUCUACUUGUAGUGCAAAACGCUCAGAACUGCAAGCUGAUGUUAUUGAAUUGGAGGGAAUGAUAGCAAAUGGUUGUGAUAGCAAGAGUAUCUCUCAUAUUCUAAAUCAUUCCUUUAUCGAGUCACUGGAAAAACUGAAUUCAGCUAAAAAGGAACUUGCAGCUAGAUGUAUGGCAAUUUUAGCAGUAAAGCGGCAGCUCGAUGAUGUGCCAUCCCAGUCGGAACUCAUCCAGUAUGAACGCCGAUUUUCUGAACUGUAUGUCCAUAUCCAGGAAAAACAUCGACAAACUCGUAAAUAUUAUGGCACCUAUAAUGCCCUUUUGGAGAUAAAAGAAUUGAUGCUAAAGGAAAUAUCCUUAUUGAAUUCAAUAAGUUCACAGUUCCAAGAUGCCAUUACUAGUAGUGCUGGUCGCAUGAAACUUAUUGAUUCCAUGGAGGGAAUUGUGAAGAGCAGUCAACAGAAACAAGGAAAGGUGCAACUUGGGCUUCAAGAAGAGCAGAAGGUUUGUGACGCUCUCAAACAGCGAUAUGCUGCAGCAUUUGCAGAGCAAAGACGUUGCUACACGCUCUUAAAAUCUUUUCAGGAGGAAUGUGCAAGGAAUGAGAAACUUCGGUGCCAAAGUUCUAUCUAGAAACAUUACUUCCAGGUGUCAGCAUGCAAUUGAUUUGAGUGCUUACCUACUGAAUCAAGAAAGAGAUCUAGUAAUUGGUAUUGCCUCUCAAUCUUUUUAUUUUUUUUAUUUUUUUAUUUUGGCACUUUGUAGCUCUGUAGUUUUACCUUUAUUUCUGAAGUUGGCUAUAUUAUUUAUUAGGGCAUAAUAUUUCUACUGCUUACUCAGAAAUAAAUAAAUUGUAAAAACGAAAGCUUAGUUCAGCAAUUCAACUUUUCCCCGUACUGAUCACAAUUAUUCCUGAAUAUAGAGUAAGAUUCUUCC
This is a messenger RNA of Corylus avellana, 1623 nucleotides long. The record is from RefSeq and is a predicted model, not a curated record. NCBI's taxonomy places the organism in Eukaryota, Viridiplantae, Streptophyta, Magnoliopsida, Fagales, Betulaceae.